CCUCCAGGCCGAGGGCCCCGCGAACGAUGAAGUGGAGACGGUGGCGGUCCCCCGGCCAAGCGCCCAGGCCCCGAGCGUGCUGCGCUGGUUCACCACCGCGAUCCUGUAUGCGGCCUUCUUGGGGCUGGGAAUGACUAUUGCUAUACUGGGACCCACGUUUCAAGAUUUGGCAAGAAAUGUGAACCGAAAUAUCAGCAGUCUUUCUGAAAUAUUUGUGGGUCGUGCUUUUGGAUAUUUGAGUGGCUCUGUGGUUGGUGGCAUUCUUUUUGACUGUAUGAAUCAUUUUUUACUUUUGGGGAUGUCACUGGUGGCCACCACAGUGGGUCUUUAUAUUAUUCCUUUUUGCAAGACAGCCGUGUUACUGAUUGUCAUGAUGUCUGUUUUCGGCGUCUCAUUUGGCAUGCUGGAUACAGGUGGUAAUGUCCUCAUCUUGGAUAUUUGGGGGCAUGAAGGAGCCCCACACAUGCAGGCCUUACACUUCAGUUUUGCUUUGGGUGCCUUUCUGGCUCCAAUUCUGGCUAAAUUGGCACUGGAUACCCCAGUGUCUGCUGAAAACCACACAGAGCCUGCCUUUCAGCCUCCAGCCACCAACGGAUCAUCUGAAGCUAACUCAGCGCCUCUGUUUGGAUUGCCUGAUGACAUGAAUCUAUUCUGGGCUUAUGCUUUUAUCGGCACUUAUAUUUUCAUAGUGUCUGUCUUCCUGUUUGCUCUGUUUUUCAAGAAAAGCUCAAGGCAGGAAAAAUCAAAACCAUCUGCUCAGGGAUAUCGAAGAGCUGAAUAUCACAAGACCCUUCUCUGCCUCCUUUUCGUGUUCUUCUUUUUUUAUGUUGGAGCAGAGGUAACAUAUGGCUCUUACGUUUUCUCCUUUGCCACCACUCAUGCUGGCAUGGAAGAACAUGAAGCAGCUGGGUUGAACUCCAUCUUCUGGGGGACCUUUGCAGCCUUUAGGGGCCUGGCGAUCUUCUUUGCUGCCUGUCUACAGCCGGGCACCAUGAUUGUGUUGAGCAACAUUGGCAGCCUGGUUUCAUCUUUAUUUCUGGUGCUUUUCAACAAGAGUCCACUCUGUCUCUGGAUUGCCACUUCGGUGUAUGGGGCCUCAAUGGCAACCACGUUUCCCAGUGGUGUUUCCUGGAUUGAGCAGUACACGACCAUAAGUGGGAAAUCUGCAGCCUUUUUUGUAAUUGGUGGUGCCCUGGGAGAGAUGGCUAUUCCUGCAGUAAUUGGAAUUGUUCAGGGACAAUACCCAGAUUUGCCCAUAGUUCUGUACACCUGUUUGGGGUCAGCAAUAUCCACUGCUGUUAUAUUUCCUGUGCUGUAUAAAUUAGCCACCUUGCCUCUGGAUCACCAGCAAAAAGCAAAUAGAAACAGUGAGUAGCUAAAAGCUUUGCCCUUUAUUUCUGGGAUAUGAGGAAGCAAAUGAAGGGGAUGUCAGCAAAAUGGAAUGAAAUAGAUUUUGAAGCGGUGGAAAUGAAUGAUACAAUGAGGCAUAUUGUCAUAGAGAUAUCUAAAAAUAGUUUAAUGGAGCCCACAGCUGAAGACUCUGACUCCUCUCAAAUAAGGUAAUGUUUGACUCUUCUUCAGUUAAUAUUGGUGAUUCCCCUAUGAAGCAUAUUGUCCAAAAACUGGACGAAAGAGACUAACGCUAAGAGAAGAUGGAUAAUUUACUGACUUCCUUGAAUAAUCUCCAGUUCUAAAGAAGGCAGAGCAGCAUUAGAAGCUCUGGGCAUGCUUUGGGCAUCAAAGUUUCCAGAUCCAUUUAUAGCAAAUGCUAAAAGGUGUUGAAAUAGUAUCUUCAUUCCCAGACUGUUUCACAAACUGUCAUUUAACAUUGUGACAAAUUUUCAUUGAUGGUUUUUUGAAGAUUCUAUUUUAUAAUCAAUGCCUUUGAUUCAAUGAUGUAUAGUAAUUCAUUCAAUUAUGGAUAUUAUACUAUAUUCACUGAUGUCUUAAAAGUUAUUUUAUAAGCUAAUUUAGUCUCUAGUGAUGUACAAAUGGGAUUUGGAGAUACUAUGUUCUGAUAUUAGAAGCUAUUUGAGUUAGUAUAUUAAUAGCAGAGGCGUAGAUAGGUCUUUUGAGGCCCCUGGCCUACCUCAGUAACAGAGGCUGGGUCUAGGUCUUUCUGUUUCAAGACUUGACUCUCACUGGGUUUGGCUGAUAAUCUCAUAUUAAGUACUGUGAACCAGGCUAGAAGUUCAGGGUUGGGAAUUCUUGUGUCACCCACCCAGGGCUGAUCCUCCCUGAGUUUGAAAUACCUAGGAAACCAAAGUAAAGAAAGAUGAGGUGACUUGGUGGCCCAGGCAUCAGGGAUGAAAAAGGGAACUUCAUAUAAGUAGGGCCAAACUGCUGUGGCUAUCCUUCAAUAAAUGACUAGAAUUGAUGAGAGAUUUUGUUUACCUUUCCCAAGUUUUUAUGCUGAGUGACCUCAAAUUUUUACUGGGAUACAGUAUGUUUGCUAUCUAUUAUCUAAUUUCUAUAAAUUUGCUUUUGAAAAAAAAAAUUUGGUUUGUCUUACUGACAUAUGCCACAUUUUUUGGCCCCUGCCCAUUUGCUUUGCAUACCCAUCACAUUAUUUAGGUUUCUGUUAAGAACCUAACAAUGUGGAGAGGGCUGGUGGAUAAAUUAACAAAAGAGAGACUGUUUCUCUUUCUAUACUGUACUUUUUCCUUAGCCAAAGCUUGAAAUUACCUCUGCUCCCUUUACUGCUCUUCCUUGGGCUGUUGGGCCUUAGUCAGCAGCAGUGGUCUGUCUGUAGGGAGGCUCCUUACUUCAGGGAUUCCACUGUCAGCUUCUACUUCUAGAGAGUAGGAGAUAGAGCCGUGCUGGGCUCAGGGGUGCAUGCCUGUAAUCCCAGCAGCUUGGGAGGCUGAAGCAGAAGGAUCACAAGUUCAAAGCCAGUCUCAGCAACUUAUUGAGACCCUGUCUCAAAAUAAAAAAAAAAAUAAAAAGGGCUGGGGAUGUGUCUGAGUGGCUAAGCACUCCUAGGUUCAAUCCCCAGUACCAUUCAAAAAAAAAAGAAAAGAAAGACAGAAAAACAAAAAAGAGUACACUUGGAACAUCAUGCAAAUUCCAUAAAUUAAAAAUGGAAUGGCUUUUGUGUUAUGUUUGCAACACUCCUAGAUGAGGCUCUAUUGCUGGCCCAUGGACCACACGUGAGUCAGGAAGGACCACAUUUUAGGGAGUUUGAACACUUUGCUGUUUAUGGAAAUUUUGUCUAUCUUGUUUUAAAUCUGAUUUUAUUUUGUCCUUAGGAGUUUGCAAUCCCUGUGUACCCUCUAUACAUACGUAAGACCCACUACACCCCCACACAACCCUCUAUACACACACACAAAACAAUUAUCUUUAGUCUUCUCCCUUUAUCUCAUUGACUUUUGAUGAUUCAUUCCACGUAUUUGUGGAGUACCUCCUAUUUUGCCAUCUGUGUGAGAAAGGUCAGGUUGACACUAGUGAAAGAUCAGAGGUUCCUGCCCCCAUGGAACUUUCUCUCUAAAGUACAAUCCAGCAGAAGUUUCUGGGAUGAUGGACAAGGUCUAUAUCUGCAUUUCCCAGUAAUAGUACUGGUGACAUUGGGGUGAAUUUAGCUUGCAAAAUAUUGUAUGAUACCAAAUGCAUUUUUAAUCUAACUUAAAUUUAAGUACUAGAGGCCUAAUGUGAGAAAUAAGGCACCAAAUAAUUCAUCACAGAGGGUGUUUCCAGGAAGGAUUUGUUUGCUGUUGUCUUAGAAAUUAACAUGUACACAGGAUAAGAAAGGCUGUGUAGAUACCUUGUUAAAUGGAAUAAUGUAAAUUGUCAUGGCCUUUCAGAAUGCUCUGAUCUUAAUAAAUCAGGAUAGUAGACAAUGGUACUUAGUGGCUCCCAAAUAGAAGGUUUGUACCUCACUUAUGUGUCAAAGAAGCCAGCAGGCUGGUGACUUUGGUAGUCAGGAAGAAGAUUUAUGCUCCUUUCCCUAAAUGUACUUUGAUCAGUGGGCAUUCGAGCUAGAUUGAAUUGGAGUUUGAUUUUCCUUUUUCUUUUUUUUUUUUUUUUUUUUUUGAGUCAAGUUCUUACCAUGUUGUUCAGGGUUGCAUCAAACUCCUAGGUUCAAGUGAUCCUCUGACUCAGCCUCCCAAGUAGUGGGAAUACAGUCAGGCUCAAAGUGUGCAACUUUUGGUUGGAUUUUUAUAUUUGUGUUUGUUUGUUACAGAGGAUUGAACUCAGGGGCACUCAACCACUGAGAUACAUUCCCAGCGCUAUUAUGUAUGUUAUUUUGAGAUAGGAGCUCCUGAAUUGCUUAGCACCUUGCUUUUGCUGAGGCUGGCUUUGAAUUUGAGAUUCUCCUGCUUCAGCCUCUGGAACCCCUGGGAUUAUAGGCAUGUACCACCGCAUCCAGCUGUGUAGUUCCAUAGUUAAUGAUUUAAAAUUUUAUAUGUUGAAAGUUUAUGAUCAAAAGAAUUUUUAUUUUCCCACAUUUGUUCAGCAGUUAUUUUAAUUCUCCUAUCCUCUAUUUCUUCUUUGUUUCUUUCAAAGAUGAUAGGUUUCUGCACUGAAUACCAAUUCUUAUAUAUUUUCUUGUUUUCCAUUUGGUUUAGGGGUUUUGUUUUGUUUUGUUUGCAGUACUAGGGAUUGAACCCAGGACCUCGCAUGUUCCAGGCAAGCCUCUACCACUAAGCUACACUCCCAGAUUUUGGUUUAGGUUUUUAAUUUCAAAAUGAAUUCAGUAUCUGGUCCUAAAUUUAUUGCAGUUUGCCUUUGAUACAUUUGGUUAUGGGUUACUGGGUGGGCUGGAGAAAGGUUUUGAAAUUAUCUGAUGACAUGAGUAGCACAGGAGACUGGGCCUUUUAGCUUUUUUUUUAGCUUUUUUUAACUUGUAUGAGGUGCUUUUACAAAACAUGUGUUUUUGAUGAUGUAUGAUGUAUAAAAUGCAAAUCUUACUAUAUUAUCCAUUUUCAAGUGUGCAGCCUAGUGGCAGGAAGAAAAUUCACAUUGUUGUGCAACCAUCACCACUAUCCAUCCACAGAACUCUUUUCAUCUUGCAAAAGUGAAACUCUGUACCCAUCAAGUAAUAACUCCCUGUUCUACUCACCCACCAGCCCCUAGCAGUGACCAUUCUCCUGUUUUUGAUUUGCCUACUGAAAGUACCUCAUACAAGUGAAAUCAUACAUUUGUCCUUCCAUUACUAGCUUCUCUGACUUAGCACAAUGUCUUCAAAGUUCAUCAGUGUUGGAGCACAUGUCAGGACUUCUUUCCCGCUUCAGCCUGAAUAAUAUUCCAUUGUGUGUAUGUUCCACAUUGUGUUUAUCCAUUCAUCUGUGCAGGGAUAUUUGGGUGCUUCUAUUUUUGGCUAUUGUGCAUAAUGUUACUAUAAAUGUGAAUACAUAAAUUUCUAGACUCUAUUUUCAGUCCUUUUCGGGUAUAUACCUCUAAGUGGAUUAGGUGGUAAUUUUAUUUUGAAUAUUUUGAGGUGUUUUUAUUGUUUUGCUUCAUUAGUUUUGGUUAAUCCUAAUCCAAGACACCAACUAUAAGAAGCACAUAGGAAAACACAUGCUUGUUUAUAGCUUCAAACCAUAGAAGAACUUUUGGCCUAUUAUAAUCAGCUUAGCAUCACUCAUGUAGUGGGGAAUGAACUCAAAGAACGGUUAUGUCAGGCAUAUCUACCUCAUGCUUUUGCUAUCUCUCCUUCCAUUUUUGUUCCAUAUUUGAGCAAGUGUUUGAGAUCUUACCAUGUGCUAGGCACCACAGACUAAGCAUGAAUGAACUUCCUCUCUUGUCUAAUCCCUAUCAUGUGAUUUGGGGUUUAGAUCACAAUUUUCUGCUAACUGAAUUGUCUUGUGCCCCUUUGUUUACAAACAUGCAGAUCCCUCUGACUGUCUGGUAGCAGAUAGUCUGUGCUCAGGAAACCAUGGGUUAGGCUGCUCUCACCACAGCUCUGCCCCUCCCAGGGACUAUUCCCUCCUCCUUCACUUUGUGGGUCAUCCUCUGAAUAUUUCUGGUCCAGAAUCAGAAGGAAUUUGUCUGACCUGAGUAGAUGUCAUUGUCUUUAUAGGCCUAGCCCUAGAAUUUCCUGGUCAGCCUAAGGAUGGGUUGAUCUUGGCUUGAUGCCACUGCUUUCUUGACUGAUUGUCCACCUCUAUAUUCCAUUCUGAAUACAAGGAACAUUAGAAACUAAAGGGAUGAUCCGUUCUCUAUCAUGAUAGGACUCAGCUCAGUGACUCUUGCUAAUGGGUUCCUAAGUGGGACUGGUAGGCCCUAGAAGCGAUGAACUGGUUCCUCUUUUCAAUUGGAAUGAACAAACAAAAUCAAAGCAAAUUGCAGAUUUUUGUUAGUGGUUAGUGAACUAUGAUCUUUAUCAAGGAAAAUAAGCACUGUCCUAAAGGGAUAUCAUUUAUACUUGAGUGAACUGUGAGUAGGAGAUAACUGUUAAAACACCAAUCCCUAAGGAUCAAGAAGUUUCCAAAUUCAUACAGUUCAGUCCCUUAACAGAUAGUGUCUCAGCAUUUUCCAUUUUGGAAACCAGGGCCCUGUGGACAAAAUAGGAGAAGACAGGUGGGAUUCUUGUUUCGUGGAACUUAUGUUUUACUAUUUCAAGUAAGGUUUCUGGACACCAAUUCUAUUAGCUGAAGAUCCAGUAAAGCUUAUUGCAAUUGUUUUCACACAGUUCUGGUAAAGCAACUUAGCUGAGCUCUCUGUCCCUGGUAUGUGUUUGUGUUUGUACAUUUCCAGUACUUUUAUAUCUUUGGGAAGUCCUACUUGAUUUGGAGUUUGGUAAAAAUACUUCGCACAGUGCAGGUGAGAUUAAUACAGUCAAGCCUGCCUAAGAAGUCUGAAACCAAUGUUGGGAUUUGCUAAGUGCACAAAGAAGACAUUUAUGGUUGAGCUGGAUUAGGGUUUUAGCUCCCAACACCCUGGGUAACUGAGCAGCUUCUCAGUCUCAGUUUUUUUCCUGAUCCCUUGCAGAAAAUUUUACCUCUAGGAGAAGAAUACCCUGAUCUGAUCCAAACACCCUUUGCCUUGUUGAAGAAUGACUCCAAGACUGAGCAUUUCAGAAAGGAAAUACUCACCUGCAAAGGAAGCAAGGGAAGUCUUGACUUGAAAGAAAAAAAUUAAAAAACUGCCAAGGUUUUGAAGCGUGCAUUAGUGUGUUCAUGAUGGAAAAACAGAAGAGCCUUGCAUGGUUAUGUUCAUGAAAGUCACAAAAAACCUUUGGGCAUGUUACAGCAAAAAUCCAUGGUGGAAAAUUGCUUUGGCAGAGAGUAGGGGUUCAUGGCAAACAUCCAAGGAUAUCUAUAUGUAUCUCAGUAUAAAGAUAUAUAUUUAUAUCUCAGUAUAUAUAUAAUCAGAACCAGUUAGAUGACACUAUCAUUUUGGUCUUAUCUCUGGGUUGAAAGUUUUUUUCCUUUCCUGGACUGUGAUAUGUCAAGUGCUUACUGAUACGAAGCAGAGCAAAGUGACAUUAUGCUUCUGCAACCCUCCAGAAUCCAUAAACCCCAAGAGGAAAAAUUAUCCAAGGGAAAAGCAUGAUUGCAGAGUGUAUUUUUGUUCCUAAGUCCAAGUGAUAAGCCUUUGAUCCAGUGUUUUGCUCUGGCAAAAGGUUAGGUCUAAGUCAAUACUUUUGUUUGAAAUCCUUCCUAAAACACCCAUCCCCCACCUGCUGGUUGCCUUUCUAGGUAGUUUUCACUCAUCAAUUUUGAUUGCAGUGAGGGGCUGGAAAAGAUAGGGGUGAUCUUGUAGAAUCACAUGGCAGUGUCUUAACACUGCCAAUGCCCAGCACUUUUACUUAAGUAGCAAUUUAAUUGGACUUCAGUAGAGUCUGAGUACUGAUAUUCUAAAUGUUCUCCUGUAAGUGUAAUGCUCAGCCAAGGUUGAGAACCACUGCCUUUGAUAAUGCAGAGAAGUGGAAACUCUGCUCAUCAGAGGGAUUUUUAAAGACUGAUUUAUAACACAGUCAAGUCAUUUUUUGUUUGUUUGAUUUACAAUGCCUAUUUAUUUCUAUGUGGUGCUGAGGAUUGAACCCAGUGCCUCACCAGUGCUAGGCAACUGCUCUGCCACUGAGUUAUAGUCCAGCCCAAGUCAUGCUUUUUUGAUUGACACUGCACUUUCUCUGAUGAGCAAGCAGAGAGGAAAAAAAAAAAUCUGUUUUCUAUUACUUCUGCUACUGCUUGAUCUAAAGGAAUAGUCAAUACUUUUGUUUGAAGUCCUUCUGAAAACACUCAUCUCCAACCUGCUGGUUGCCUUCCUAGGUAGUUUUCAAUAAUCAAUUUUGAUUAUUGAAGGGGCUGGAAAAGAUAGGAGCAAUCUUGUAGAUUUAUUAUAUCUCUGUAUAAAUGUAUUUAUUAAUUAUAUGGCUUUGUACAAAAAUUUUUUGAGUAAAGUAUUGUUAUAAAUAAAUAAUGAUGUUGGUGUAAAUAAAA
This is a messenger RNA of Marmota monax (woodchuck), 8384 nucleotides long. Its product is annotated as sodium-dependent glucose transporter 1. NCBI's taxonomy places the organism in Eukaryota, Metazoa, Chordata, Mammalia, Rodentia, Sciuridae. The coding region runs from base 131 to 1375 and encodes 414 amino acids. Gene Ontology annotation, biological process: transmembrane transport. The record is from RefSeq and is a predicted model, not a curated record. The transcript has 4 exons.